Tetranychus urticae (two-spotted spider mite) is the source of this 4430-nucleotide messenger RNA. RefSeq names its product peptidase hillarin (gene Hil). The record is from RefSeq and is a predicted model, not a curated record. NCBI's taxonomy places the organism in Eukaryota, Metazoa, Arthropoda, Arachnida, Trombidiformes, Tetranychidae.
UCUAUUACACACUUUUGUAUCCCCACGUCAUACAACGUUAGGUCAGGCUUUCCCUCCCUCCCCACUCCCCACUCUCCUCUCUCUCUCUCUCUCUCUUUAUUUCAUUUUUCAUCAUCAUCAUCUUGUUACUCUUAUCUUGCAUGCUUUUUCUCAUAAGUUGUUGUUGGCCCAAGUAGAAAUGAAAAUUAUGUCCCAACCAAAGAGUAAAGGUAGAACCUGAGAAUAAAUCUUCUUUUUCCUUUUCUUCUUCAUCGUUUUCUCUUGUUUCUUCUUCUUCUUCUUCUUUUCUCUUUGUCUAACCUAACCCAACUCCUUCAUCAACCAUCUCAUCAUCAUCAACAAUAUCAUCAUCAUCACCAUUCUUACCGUGUUACCAUCUGAAAAUGGUCAAAUCUCUUUGACCAAACCUACUUUGAAAGAAAUAGAAACCAAGGAGAAAAAACCAAAACAACUAAAAAUAAGGUGAAAGGUAUUAACCUUUGAUUAACCCUCGCAACAGUGAUAAGUUACAAGUUUAAUCGGAUCAUUUCUCAUCGAUCAUCACAGCUUUAUUUGUUUGCCUGCUUAUUGUUUAUCAUUUUGAUCAACAAUCAGCCCUCACAUUACACUUCUUACAUAUCACUUGUUUUGUUUUGUUGUAUAUUGUUGUUUGUUGUUUUAUUGACAGUCUAACCUUAUACUUUUGUGUGUUUUCAUGUAAAUACAAUAUCACUUCAAUUGUCUUGUAAUCUAACCUGUCAUAAAUUGUUGCUGUUAAUAUGUUUUCAUUAUAAUUGUGAUUUGAUAUAUACAUAAAAAUAUAGUAAUAUAAAUAUUUCUAAAUAUUAUCAAUUUUUCAUAAUAAUUUUUGUGUUCAAAUGUUGUAAACUGAAAGGUUUACAUUUGAUAUCUGGUAACAACUUUGGCCUGACUACUCAUCUUUACCAGCUUUUUUCAUAUUAACUGUUGCACUUGCUUUUUAUGUUUUGCCGUUUUUUUGCUUGCUCUUCUUUGAUUGUUUUCUGUUGUAACAAUUGAUUUGCUGAUCCAAGAAAACACCAACCAACCAAGCUAAUCAAUAAGGUGACAAUUUAGCCUGAUAUGAUGAUCCUGUUGAUCACCAUUCAAUGAUUCCUUCAAAUACAAGGAGAAGGUUUAUCAAGAAAUAUAAGUGAAUAAGCUGAAAACAUGUGGCACAAGUUUUAGUUUAUUGUGUUUCCAUUUUUUUUACCUUGUUCCACGACUGUGUUUUCACCAUUGGUUGAUUGUGACCUUAACCUAACAUUAAUCAAAUGUUUUAAGUGUAUUAUUACUGGCCAUAAUUGGUAACUAAAGUUGAAAAGCCAAAGAUACCGAGAGAAACCAAUAAACCAAAAAGAUACCAGCACAAGUUAACAAAACAGGAAUACCAAUUUGGAUGAUUCAACGUUCAACCAUUUUUUAACCUAAUCUUUUUUUUGUGUCUGUUGACUGUGUCUUUCAACCCAUUUGACCUGACCAUGGCAACAACUAUUAGUCUAAACAACGGUGGACGUAAAAUGGGUAACAGUAUGUAUGAAAAUCACUGUCUCCGUUGUAACCACGUUGUGUACCAAGUGGACAAAAUUGGACCAUUGAAAGACUUCACCUUUUUCCAUCAAGGUUGCUUCAAAUGCGCCAAUUGUGGAACCAAGUUAACCUUAAAAACCUAUUACAAUAAUCAACAAGACAAUGAUGAUAAAGAGGUUUAUUGUCAGAGUCACGUACCUAAAACAGGUCCAGGUAAACUGGACGGACUAUCAGUUGGGAUUAAACAAGCGCUCAACAUACCCAAACCCAAUCAUCUAGUUAAUGAUCAAAUCCGUGGAAGUGGUAAAGGUACCUUUGACGUGGAAGCUCUUGGCAUUAAAACAGCUCUAUCAACACCUAAACCCUACGAACCUGAGCAACAUCGGAACCGUGAAAAUAUGGCCGGACGAUUCGAUGCUUCAGCCCUUCACAUUCAACACGGUAUCAAUGCAACCAAAUUACAGCGCAACUACAAAAAUGCUGCCGAUGAAGCCAAAAUUGAAGAGUUUCUGGAUGAAGAGACUCAGAGGAAGCUUGAGAUGCGACACCGAGCUGAAGAGGAUGCUUUAUAUCGUCAAUUUGCCAAGAAAAGAGCUGAAGAAGAGGUCACCAUUAGUCAACAGAUUCAAGAGGAAUGGGAAAAGGAAUUGGAAAGGUUAACAUCAAGAUUUCAACAUGAGAUUUCGAUGAAAAAGAGUCGAAAGUUUUCUUCAGAUGAAGAGAAAGCAAUGACUCUCAGAUUACAACGAGAGAAACAAGAUCUUGAAAAAAAUAUGACCAUUAAAUUGGACCGGAAGAAAGAAUCGUUGACCCGAAAGCUUCUUGAGCAAGAAAGACAAGCAACUGCUGAAUUGGUUGACAAACAAAGCAAAGAGAUGAUGAGCUUGAUUAGCGAGAAACUUGUUGAAUAUCAUCAGAAUCUUGAACCAAUUGAUGAUAGAAGGUUGAUCAAUGAAGAAAUUAACACUACAAUUUAUCCGAGUCAAGCUCCACCGCCAUGUCCUCCUUCAAUUUCAAAAGCAGAGAUUUACACUGAUCCUAAAGUGUUUACUCAUAUUGACGAGGUGGCUAUAAAUGUUGCUCGAGAAGAUCAGCAUACUUUCACCGAUUUAGUAAGACUGCUUAUUAGUCCAUGUAAUAAUGAUAUAGAGAAAGCUCGCGCCAUAUUUCGUUGGAUCACCGUUAAGAAUCUUAAUACCAUGCAAUUUGACGAUAAUGUUAACGCUGAUACUCCGAUGGGUAUCUUGCGAGGAAUUAAACAUGGAACUGAAAGUUAUCAUGUGUUAUUCAAAAGGCUAUGCAGUUAUGCUGGUCUUCAUUGUGUAGUCAUCAAAGGAUACUCUAAAUCAGCUGGUUAUCAACCAGGUAUACGAUUUGAAGAUAAUCGAUUCCGUAAUUCAUGGAACGCUGUUUAUGUUGCCGGUGGUUGGCGUUUUGUUCAAUGCAACUGGGGAGCACGACAUUUAGUCAAUGCCAAAGAAGUACCUCGACCCGGAUCUGUAGCAAAAGGUGGCAAAUCAGAUUCCCUUAGGUACGAAUAUGAUGAUCAUUACUUCCUCACGGAUCCAAGGGAAUUCAUCUACGAGUUUUAUCCAUUGCAACAUGAAUGGCAAUUGUUGAAACAUCCAUUAACUUUGAUUGAAUUUGAAGAGCUGCCUUUUGUGAGGUCACUAUUUUUCCGUUAUCAACUUUAUUUUCCCGAUGACAAAGACACCAAAGCAGUUCUUCAUACAGAUUCUUCGGGUGCUGGUAAUGUUCGUAUAGGAAUGCCUACUCGGAUGAGUCCAUCUCUUAUUUUCCACUAUAACCUUAAAUUUUGUGGUGAAUCAGGUAGUGAAGCUGCUGGCUCAGACACUUUCGAAGGUUGCUCACUCAAACGAUACGUGAUGCAAUCAGUGUCCAACAAUAUCGUCUCCUUCAGAAUUCAUGCACCAACCUAUGGUCAAUUUAUCAUGGAUAUAUUUGCCAAUGCUACAACACCUCGUGAAUAUCUAACUGGUGAACCAAUGAAAUUUAAAUCUGUUUGUAAAUUUAAGAUUCUUUGUUCACGUUUGGACACUGUUAUGGUUCCCUUACCAGAUUGUGCAUCUGGUGAAUGGGGACCCAUGAAAGCAACCCGUCUUUUUGGUCUUAUUGCUUUGACUCACCAGGAAGCUCUUAUUUUUGCAUCUGGAUCCACUGUUGAAAUUCAAUUUAGAAUGUCAAGACCAUUAACUGAUUUCAUGGCAUCUCUCCAUAAAAACGGAGUCGAAGAAAAGAAACUGUUGAAAUAUGUGUCAACUUUUGUCCAAGAUGAUAUUGUUACAUUUUUUUGUAAAUUUCCUGAUGAUGGUCAAUAUGGCUUGGAUAUUUAUACAAGAGAAGUCGCUUUAGGAGAAAGAGAAAGAAGUUCAAAUGGAUCAAAUGGUCAUCACCAUGAAAAACAAUUUCUCACUCAUUGUUGCAAAUAUUUGAUCAAUGUUAACACCAAGCGAAUUUAAAUUAGUUUAACAAGCUUUUUCAAAAUAAUGGCAUUUACAAAGACAAUUGAGUCUAUUGGAUAGACAUUUAAAUUUAGUCAUAAUCAAUAUGGACAUUAUUUUUUUGCAUAAUAUUUUUGAUAAUUGAAAAUCUUUAAUCAACUCAAGUGAAUUGAAUAUAACAAAAAUCCACAUCGAAUCUGGAGAAUCUGUAAAAACUAUUUUCAACUCUGAAUGCAAUACAAAAGAUUUUUGUUUUGUUUUUUGUAUCUACAAAAAAUUUUAGAUUUAAGCAUUUCUACAAUUAUUUCAUCCUUGUUUCUUCCAUCUACUUCCACAAGUUAAUCUGUUUUUAUGUAAAUUAAUACAAGUAGAGAUGAAACCAUUUAUCAGCCGAUGUAAAACUUUAAUCGAUUCAAAACAAUAAAAUGAUCGAGGAACUUA